AUGUCGUUGGCUUGGCAGGGCAAGAGGCGCGAGGGACUUGGUGCAACGUCGAGCAAUGCCGCAGCCAGAUAUGCCACCAUGCGACAACACAUUUCGAGCCGAUUAUGGCUGCCAUCAGUCUGCAUAAUCCUCCUCUUCUCGGGCAUAGCAACGGCUAGCUUGGGCGAUCGUCUGCCAGAGUUCAAGCAAUGUGUGGAAGACUGCAUAGAAGCCAAUUGUGGCGAAGAUGGGCCUAGCAUCUCCCUCCUCCAUCGCCUCCUCUUCUGGACCUGUCCUUCCGAAUGCGACUACGCAUGCCAGCACAUAGUUACCGAUCAACGACUAAGCCGCGACCCUCCAUACCUCUCGCCGAUCGUCCAAUUCCACGGCAAAUGGCCCUUCUACCGGCUCUUCGGCAUGCAAGAGCCUGCCUCCGUCCUCUUCUCUCUCCUCAACUUCCUCGCACAUCAGCAUGGUAUCAGCAAGAUCAGGGAACAGAUUCCAGCUCGAUAUGCUCUGAGGAAAUACUAUCUGGGCUUUGGAUACUUCGGUCUUGCUAGUUGGAUCUUCAGCAUGAUCUUCCACACACGCGACAGUAACGUCACAGAGAAGUUGGACUACUUUGCGGCAGGAGCGAGUGUCAUGUAUGGGAUGUUCUACACACCAAUAAGGAUCUUUCGACUGGACCGCAAGGACAUAUUUGGUAACAAGACGGGCACAGUCGUGCGGAUGUGGACAUUGCUGUGCGUCACGUUGUACUUGUGCCAUAUCGGAUAUCUCACAUUUAUCCGAUUCGACUACACCUACAACAUGGCGGCGAAUGUGGUUGUUGGACUGAUCCAGAAUGUCAUGUGGACAUGGUUCUCGAUCUCCAGGUUCAGGAAAGUCGGGAGGCUGUGGGCUGCUUGGCCUGGAUUGAUCGUGUUCUGGAUCAUCUUUGCGAUGAGUUUGGAGCUCUUCGAUUUCCCGCCUUGGAAGGGUAUGGUAGAUGCGCAUGCGUUGUGGCAUCUGGGGACAGUGGGUCCAACGAUCUGGUGGUAUAACUUCUUGCUGAAGGAUGCCCAAGAGGAUCUGCAAGCUCAGCGCUUGAAGCAAUAGCAUUAAUUCGCGUGUAGUCAUUACCAGCAACCGAACUGUAUGUGCGGUUUCACGCCACGCUACCGAAAGUUCAGUAUUCCCACGUUCCUGCCGAUCGCACCUGUUUCAUGCGCUUGUCCACACUGCAGUCUACAGCUCCUCGACAGUACUCUACUACUGCGGAAUUGUUUCAAGUCGUGCUCGUGGACGGUACGGCGAAAAUGGUCUGCAGCUUUUGACAUUCAAUCGCUCCACUAUCAACAUGCUUCACGCAAGCAACUCGCAGCAGACUUAUUAUCAAGGCAAGCACGGUGCUUUCCAGGCCAUUCUCAACAUGCCCAUCGUUCGCCAUCUAUCGAUUGAAACGCAGUGCUCGGCGUUGCGCCAUCACAG
Cercospora beticola is the source of this 1449-nucleotide messenger RNA. RefSeq names its product Per1p (gene PER1). Gene Ontology annotation, biological process: GPI anchor biosynthetic process. Lineage: Eukaryota; Fungi; Ascomycota; Dothideomycetes; Mycosphaerellales; Mycosphaerellaceae. Gene Ontology annotation, molecular function: hydrolase activity, acting on ester bonds. Gene Ontology annotation, cellular component: endoplasmic reticulum membrane. The record is from RefSeq and is a predicted model, not a curated record.